AUGCCACCCAACAACAGAGAAAUAGAUAACGAAGAAGAUGAAGACGAAUACUUCCUCCCCCUGCAAGAUCAACGAGUCUUCGGCGCAGGGAUCCGUCGCAAGCGCGUGCCGUUCGUGCGCUCCUCCGAACAACAUCAGCAACAUCUCUCUACCACACGAGUAUCAUCCUCUGAGCCAGCAACCCCUUCUACUUCGACCGGGCAAAGUAUAGCGAAUAAAUACCUCUCGAUUGUUCUGUCGAAGUCGAAAUCGAAUCCGGCUACUCCUCCUACAGAAUCACAACCUACACCGGAAUCAGAACCGAGUUCGGAUUCACGAUCACAUAGUGAGCAGAAGGAGGAAGGAGGAGAAGAUGUUGAGAUUUGUCCCGUGUGUAACCUUCCCUACACUACGCCUACACAUGACACAUCAGACGGAGGAAUAGAAGGAGGAACAGGAGAAAGGAGGAGGCAUAUACAUGAAGCUACACUCCCGCAUCAACUGAGUCUCCCGCAUUCGCAUCCGCCGUCUCAUCUUGAUCGCACACGUCCCGGACUGCGCUACUUAGCUGCGUACGGCUGGGAUCCGGAUUCGCGGGUGGGAUUGGGACCUCAAGGAAGAGAGGGAAUACGGGAGCCGGUGAAGGGGAAGGUGAAGGAGGAUACGGUGGGGUUGGGGGCUGUUGUUCCUGAGGUUAAGGAUAAGAGUGGAGAUAAAGGUGGGAGGGGGAGGGUGCAGAAGAAGAAGGUGUUGAAUGCGAAGGAGGCGAGGAAGGGACAGUUGGAGGAGAGGAAGAAGGGGGAGAGGUUACGGGAGUUGUUUUUCCAGGAUGAGGAUGUGUUGAGGUAUCUUCAUGGGAAGUAG
Messenger RNA from Aspergillus tubingensis, 843 nucleotides. Its product is annotated as putative G-patch domain protein. Gene Ontology annotation, molecular function: nucleic acid binding. Lineage: Eukaryota; Fungi; Ascomycota; Eurotiomycetes; Eurotiales; Aspergillaceae. The record is from RefSeq and is a predicted model, not a curated record. The transcript has a single exon. The coding region runs from base 1 to 843 and encodes 280 amino acids.